Messenger RNA from Thunnus maccoyii (southern bluefin tuna), 1972 nucleotides. RefSeq names its product epoxide hydrolase 1, microsomal (xenobiotic) (gene ephx1). The transcript has 9 exons. NCBI's taxonomy places the organism in Eukaryota, Metazoa, Chordata, Actinopteri, Scombriformes, Scombridae. The coding region runs from base 310 to 1683 and encodes 457 amino acids. Gene Ontology annotation, biological process: epoxide metabolic process. The record is from RefSeq and is a predicted model, not a curated record. Gene Ontology annotation, molecular function: epoxide hydrolase activity.
UCCCAUCAUGCACUUCUGGUAUGUCAACACUCCUCCAGUUUCCAGGACGAAUCGUUCUAUGCUCCCGUUUUUCUUUACCUGCACGACGAAUGAUUUAAACAAUUGACAUGCUUAAUUAUCUGAAUGCUCCUCUCCUUGCAGCUAAAUUAAAAAGUUGAUUGUGUUAUUAAUUUUGAGGAGCUAGGACAAAGUGAAAGAAAGGAAGUUUAGGAAUUGAACGGGACCAGAGAAGCAGCGACCAGGACUCACAUCUGUCAGUAAGUUAGCACGACAGCAGCCAUCCCCGUCUCGGAGCAGACACUUGGCACCAUGUUCACAGAGUUACUGCUUGUGCUGGUGAUUGGAGGACUGAUCUUCUUCCUGGUUCAGAGGAGCAGGACCCAGGUUCUGAAGACAGAGGAUGGCUGGUGGGGGGCCGGAGCACCUUCUGAUGGUGGGGAGGACGACACCAUCCGCCCCUUUAAAGUCACCACCAAUGAAGAGGAGCUGGAGGACCUCUACAGGAGGAUAGACCACACUCGCCCUGUGGCCUCAUUGGAGGAUAGUCAGUUUAAUUAUGGCUUCAACUCCCAGUACCUGCAGAAAGUGGUCUCUUACUGGAGAAAUGACUUUGACUGGAGGAGACAAGUAGACAAACUCAACCAGUACCCCCACUUCAAAACCAACAUUGAAGGUAUUGAUGUUCACUAUGUGCACGUGAAGCCCAGGAAGGUGCCUGAGGGGACCAGUGCUAUUCCUCUGCUAAUGGUUCACGGCUGGCCCGGCUCCUUCUAUGAGUUCUACGGAUUGAUCCCGCUGCUAACAGAACCAUCAGACCCAAAUGAGCUUGUGUUUGAGGUGGUGUGCCCCUCCAUACCUGGGUACGGCUUCUCGGAAGCACCGCAUAAAAAAGGUUUUGAUUCAGUUUGUGCGGCACGUGUCUUCCACAAACUGAUGAAGCGUCUGGGCUUCCAGCAGUUCUACGCUCAUGGAGGAGACUGGGGCUGGCUAGUCACCACCAACAUGGCUCAGCUGGAGCCCAAGAUAGUCAAAGGCUUGCAUGUGAACUUUGCCCCACCUUCCAAGCCCGGGCUGCCCAUGGCUUUAUCCCUCAUGCUCGGCCGUCGCUUCCCCAAGCUGUUCAGCUUCACCGACAUAGACAUUCAGCGUCUCUACCCCUGCAUGGACAAACUAGUAGUGGAAUCCAUCAAAGAGUCUGGCUACAUGCACAUCCAGGCCACCAAGCCCGACACUGUCGGGCGAGGGCUUAAUGAUUCUCCAGUCGGUCUGGCCGCCUACAUUCUUGAGAAGUUCUCCACAUGGACAAGCCAGGACUUCAGGAACCUGGAGGAUGGAGGACUCACCAGGAAGUUCUCUCUGGACGACCUGCUGACUAAUGUGAUGAUCUACUGGACAUCUGGCUGCAUCAUUUCUUCAAUGAGGUUCUAUAAGGAAAACUUUGGCAAAGGCCUCAAUCAACCCCACUCUAAGAUACCAGUGUACGUCCCCACUGGGUUUGCCUGCUUCCCCAAUGAGCUGAUGCACACACCCAAGCUGUGGGUCAAAGAGAAGUACCGUAAACUCAUGACCUACACGCCCAUGGCAAGUGGCGGCCAUUUUGCUGCCAUGGAAGAGCCCCAGCUGAUGGCUGAGGACAUCCAGAACUUCACCAAGAUAGUGGAGAAGAAGAAGAAGAAGCAGUAGAGAGUGGACUGAUGAACACCUGAAUGAAGUGAAGUAAACAGUGUGUUUUUCAAUGAGGUGGGGAUGAUAAUAUAACAUAGCUCUAUCAGCGAAAAUCCUAAUUAUACUUCUUCAUGAUUGGGUCAGUCGUAUGCAGUAUUAGUACUGAAAGAUAGAAAGAAGAUACAGUAGCUCGCUUGGAACUCAGUGGAUUCCACAGAAAGUAUAAACUUCUGGUAACAGAAUGCUUUUUAUGAAACAUUUGUAACAUUGAGCAGUCAGAAGAAGCAAAACAAAGAAUCAAAAACCA